Molecule: messenger RNA, 521 nt
Organism: Anneissia japonica
Lineage: Eukaryota; Metazoa; Echinodermata; Crinoidea; Comatulida; Comatulidae
Product: nucleolysin TIA-1-like
Exons: 4
Coding region: 77-502 (141 amino acids)
Molecular function (GO): RNA binding
Source: RefSeq, a predicted model, not a curated record
AGAAUUCAUCUACGCGCAAGCGUACAGGAAGUUCCUCGUGUUCAUCGCCAUCAUCUUCAAUCGAAAAUAUCGAAAAAUGGCUUUCCUCAACGUAAACCAAUAUCAAAACUAUGGUUCAUACCCAUCUAACACAGGUUUUGAUAGGUCUCAAGGGCAAAGGAACCACCAAAUGGGCCAGGGUAGGACGAGCGGCGGCGCUGGUGGUGGUGGUGGAGGCGGAAGAAACAUGUUGCCUUCCGAAUUCGGCACCAAUGGCGAAGAUGAAAAGCAGAGAGUAUUGUACAUCGGCAACCUGGCUAGAGAGGUGACUGAAGAUCUUAUACUGCAGUUGUUUGGAGCCAUUGGACCCUGUUUGAACUGCAAACUGAUCAGUGAACAUCUUGGCAAUGACCCCUACUGCUUCGUUGAAUUCGAGACUCGAGCUUCAGCAAAGUUAGCAAUGGACGCCCUCAAUGGAAGGACCAUUUACAAUAAGGUUGGUAUCAGUACUCAACUGUUUUGAGGUACUUUUUAUUUUAUGU